AUGGCCUCCCAAGAUGGACUCGACCAUGGUGAAUCCGAAUCAAGGCAAAUGCCUCUUCUAGGGGACAAGAACAUGCAAGUGGGGGAGCUUUCACCCUUACUGAUCUUAUCACAGCUAUGCAGGCUAUGGGGGAAACCCAAAGGGAGAUAA
Prunus armeniaca (apricot) is the source of this 150-nucleotide messenger RNA. Lineage: Eukaryota; Viridiplantae; Streptophyta; Magnoliopsida; Rosales; Rosaceae. The record is from the annotation of a GenBank genome assembly.